Messenger RNA from Drosophila elegans, 955 nucleotides. RefSeq lists its product as uncharacterized. The record is from RefSeq and is a predicted model, not a curated record. Lineage: Eukaryota; Metazoa; Arthropoda; Insecta; Diptera; Drosophilidae. The transcript has a single exon. The coding region runs from base 107 to 892 and encodes 261 amino acids.
AAUUUCUACCGUUUGUAAAAUCUGUCAAGUUGACCGUUUAGUUUAGUCAUAACAUAGCAAUGCAGUAAAAGUAUUUUCAAAUUUAAAAUUCCCCUCAAGAAAGAUCAUGACUCAGUCCGAUUCACCAACCUUCGAUGUGACCCAGUUGAGCAGUUUCGCACUGUGCAGCAAAGGGGGCGUCCAGCUGCCUCCGCUGAUGCUGAAGGGUCAGAUCCGACCGGACCAAGUGGCCAACGCUCGAUUUCGAGUGGUGGAGGCCGAUCGCCGACCACUCAGCGAUCAGCGAUUCAACGCGCUAAUCAAGCGGCUGGUCAAGUGCUUCAUGUCGGAGGUGGAGAUCACCAAGCGGCUGCGGAAGGUCACCGCCCGCCGGUCGGUGCAUCCGGCGGACCUGCAGCUCAUCCGGCACUUGGAGGCCCUGCGUCGGAACUACGAGACCGAACGAUCCGUCCUGGUGGUGAAGCUCAGCCUGGACAGCCGGUUUAAUCUGUACGCCUCUCAAGCCACGCGGGUUGCAGAAUUCCAGCCGAGCAAGUCAAGCAAAUCCCAAAAGCGCUAUCCCCUAGAAACCCCUUCAAAGAGCGAUAAUAUACUACCAAUAAAGAGCCGCAAGAGGCAAAGUGGAGGAUCAGGAUCCGCUCCCAGGGGAUUGCUUAGAGGACCCAUAGUCUGUAACCAAAUCGAAACUCCCGUAGAUCUGUCCCACCGACUCAGGGAGAAACUCUACAGACUGCAGGAAACAUCCGAGGCUCCGUUGGAGUCCGCCGAAAUCAAAGAAUCCUCCCAAGACACUGCCAUCCUUUCGCCAAGUUCCCAAGUUUCACCCAGUUCUUCUGACAUAUUUUACGAUAUUCCCGAAAUGGAGGAUUAUGAUUUGCUCUCCCUUUCUUGAUACUGAAUUCUCUUCUCUUUCAAAUACUACAGCAAAAAAAAUAAUAAACAAUACUAAAACGAC